GGUCCACUGGUGCCGCCCCCACCGCUUAUCAGCCCUCGUUAAAAGAUAACGAUCAGGCACUACUCGCGCGGCGACUCAUUACGCAGCGGCAUCGGUGCAACGUGCGCACCUUUUAACUCCGUCAUGCCUCUCUGCACACUCAAGACGAAUCUUCUAGCGAGCAAAAUUCCGAAUGGUUUCAACGUCAGGUUUGCCCAGUAUGUUGCCACCCUCCUGAAGAAAGAUAUCGAGAAAGUGACCGUUAUUGUGGAACCAGGUUUGGAAAUGUCAAGAGCCGGCACGACCGAUCCCAACUGUCUGUGCUCGAUUCAUUCCAUCAACGUGUUCUCUCCAGACAAAAAUAAGGAGUACGGCAGCAAACUGAGGGACUUCCUCUCGGAAAACUUGGCCAUGCCGCCGAAAAGGAUUGUCAUAACUCUGUUCGACCUGAGUCCCAACGAUCUCGUCUGAGAGGCCGCGACAUUUCGCUCUGCGCUGUUUUGGGGCUUUCUUCAUUCCAGUUGCGGAUUCUGCGCUGUGGCAUUUGCGUACCAUUAUGUGCAAUAAAGAGUUUCGGCUAUCGUGA
This is a messenger RNA of Dermacentor silvarum, 565 nucleotides long. RefSeq names its product D-dopachrome decarboxylase-like. NCBI's taxonomy places the organism in Eukaryota, Metazoa, Arthropoda, Arachnida, Ixodida, Ixodidae. Gene Ontology annotation, molecular function: phenylpyruvate tautomerase activity. The transcript has 3 exons. The record is from RefSeq and is a predicted model, not a curated record. Bases 124 to 450 code for a protein of 108 amino acids.